This is a messenger RNA of Notechis scutatus (mainland tiger snake), 605 nucleotides long. NCBI's taxonomy places the organism in Eukaryota, Metazoa, Chordata, Lepidosauria, Squamata, Elapidae. The record is from RefSeq and is a predicted model, not a curated record.
UGAAAAAUGGUCAUGUCACUUUUUUCAGUGCUAUUAUAACUUCAAAUGGUCACUAAAAGAACUGUUCGCAAUCCUCCCAUGGUGGUCAAAGAUCUAUUUGAAGACAUUAAAGAUGGAAUUGUAUUGAUUGCUCUUUUGGAGGUUCUUUCAGGACAAAAAUUGCCUUGUGAACAAGGGCGAAAAUUGAAGAGAAUCCAUGGAGUGGCCAAUAUUGGUACUGCUCUCAAGUUCCUAGAAGGACGUAGGAUUAAGCUUGUCAACAUUAAUUCAACUGAUAUUGCUGAUGGAAGACCAUCUAUUGUUCUUGGGUUGGUGUGGACAAUAAUCCUGUAUUUCCAGGUAUGGUAUUUUCCUUUUUUAAAAACAAUAAAAGACACAUUAUUACUGCACUGGUUGCACAAGUCAGCCAGUGUCCUUCCUAAGCCAAAGGCAUUGUUUGCUAUUUGAUGGUGUUAAAAGUAAAACUGCCUUUUGCAAUUGACUGAUGAUGAUUUUGUCAAUGCCAUUGUUGUUCAAGUGGUGUUCCAAAUGUUUUGGAAUUGCACUUGAGGCAUCUAUUAUUAUCUUCACUUUCUUUUGUCACAAUUAUUCUAUUCUAUUCUAUU